AUGCAGGCCACCAACCCAGAGCUUCCUCGCAAGAUCAAAUCUCUCCCAUCCUCGGCCUUCGCCCGCCUCUCCCAGACGCUUAUCACCGCCAAUGCUCUUCAUACCGAUAAGGCCACCACCUUUGCGGCGACGACUACGCGUACUUUCCAUGCUCGGAACAGGGCAGUCAAGCUUGGAUUGGCUAUUGACACGGUCAAGGCCUACAAUUGCCCUCACCACAAAGUGUCUUAUGUUCCGCUUCCUAUUAUUGAGCAGGAGGUCAUCGAGCCUGCCAUUCUUCCCAUGCCCAAACAGAAGAAGCGGCGACCUGUUCUUCGCCUCGACAUCCCGCAAGACAUUCCUGUCAAUGUCAACCGAGCCAGCGCUCUAUACAGCAUCAUCGACCUCGUCUCCCCACUCCCAUCCAUUCCAGCAGUUAACGUUGUCGACAAGCGUUCCGGACCUUUGUGCGGGGUCUUGCCAUGGAAUGGCUAUACUGGCCAAGGCGUCAACAUCCAGGAUCUGGCGGACCCAGACUUCCUUAUCCCUACCCGGGAGGCACCGGCUCGGGUCAUCCCACAACCUAUCUUGAUGCUCGAAUUGGACGAUGAGUCAGACGGUCUGGAACUGGGGUAUCCUGAAGACGACAAUGAUUCAACCAAGACUUCGCCUGCUAUGUCGGUCGAAACAGACUCUCCUUCCGCCUCGAGUGGGCCGAGCACCCCUUCGGAUGUGGAAAUGUCAGACACCUCUUCUGUCUCUUCAUCUGGCGGAAAGCGGAAGAUGAACAACGACUAUGACGGCGAGCUUGACAUCGUCUUCGAGAAACGACCCAAGUACGCUCGAAAGCCAUGGACACGAGCUACGGACUCCGCGCCACACAAAGGUGUGGUGUGCUAG
Molecule: messenger RNA, 879 nt
Organism: Mycena indigotica
Lineage: Eukaryota; Fungi; Basidiomycota; Agaricomycetes; Agaricales; Mycenaceae
Exons: 2
Coding region: 1-879 (292 amino acids)
Source: RefSeq, a predicted model, not a curated record